AUGCUAAACUCGUUUGAACACGUCUAUGAAUCCGGCACGCUCGUCAUGGAGAGCGGCCAAUUGGCUCUUCAAGCCAACGGCUCCAUCUUGGUGAAGCAAGGCGACUGCGCCCUGCUCGUUACCGCAACGAUGUCCAAACCUCGCUCUGGCAUCGAUUUCUUCCCACUAACCAUUGAUGUGGAAGAGCGCCUCUACUCCAGAGGCAAAAUCCCCGGAAGCUUCUUCAGGCGCGAAGGCCGCCCAAGCACACACGGCAUCCUUAUGGCGCGCCUCACCGACAGGCAGCUCCGCCCGCUAUUCCCCAACGACUUCCGCAACGAAGUGCAGGUCGUCGCAACGCCGCUCUCCCUCGACAUGGAGAUGCCCUUCGAGACGAUGGUCAUGACCGCUGCAUCGGCGGCGCUCAGCAUCUCCGACAUUCCCUUCACCGGCCCCAUCGCCGCCACGCGCAUCGGCUACAUCGACGGCAAACUCGUCGUGAACCCCUCCUACGCCCAGAUUGACGAGAGCGAUCUUGAUCUCGUCGUGUCAAGCUCCCGUGAGGGCGUGACGAUGAUGGAAGCAGGCGCAAACGAACUUCCUGAAGAGGUCGUUUUCGACGCCAUCGAGCUCGCGCACGAAGUCAACCUCGGACUCAUCGACUUUCAGGAUGGCAUGGUGGAAGCCAUAGGCAAGCCCAAGUCGCAGGAAUAUGAAUCUUUCGCCUAUCCCUCGGAGCUUGACGAUGAGCUUGCGGGCAUCCUCGGCAGUGGUGUGACGGACGCAUUCGCAUCGUCCACAGGCAAGGCAGACCUAGACGAGAGACUGGACGUACUGCGCGCAAAGGUCGCGGACGAUCUUGGCGAAGAGUACGAAGCCAACCACCUGCGCGACGCCUUCGAGGUGCAGCUUGAGCACGCCUUCAAACAGAACGUGCUGUCAGGCGGCAAACGCCCCGACGGACGCGACAGGCGCGAGAUACGACCCCUGUCUAGUGCCGUAGGGUUGUUGCCCCGGGCGCACGGCAGCGGGCUGUUCAAUCGCGGCGAGACGCAGAUUCUUGGCGUCGCAACGCUCGGCUCAGUCGGCGACGCACAGCGACUGGACACCCUUACCCCUGAAGAGACCAAGCGCUUUAUGCUGCACUACAACUUCCCGCCCUAUUCAGUGGGCGAAGUGCGGCGCAUCGGUUCGCCGGGACGACGCGAGAUCGGACACGGCGCGCUCGCAGAACGCGCCAUCGCACCUGUCCUGCCAAGCCAGGAAGAUUUCCCAUACACGCUGCGAAUCGUCUGCGAAGCACUCGGCUCAAACGGCAGCACAUCAAUGGCGAGUGUCUGCGCAGGCACUCUUGCGCUGAUGGACGCCGGCGUACCCAUAAAGUCGCCGGUCGCAGGCAUCUCAGUCGGACUCAUAGAUGGCGGCGACGGCGAGUAUGUCACCAUCACCGACAUUCAGGGUAUGGAAGACCAUAUCGGCGACAUGGACUUCAAGGUCGCCGGCACGCGCGAAGGCAUCACGGCAAUUCAGCUUGACAUCAAGGUGAACAGCAUUAGCUUCGAUGUCGUGCGGGACGCGCUUGAGCAGGCUAAGGAAGCCCGCCUGUUCAUCCUCGACCACAUGCGCGACACAAUCAGCGACACCCGCGAGGACCUCAGCCUGUUCGCCCCGCGAAUGCUGCAAAUCAAGGUUGCGGUUGACAAGAUUGGAACAGUGAUAGGGCCAGGCGGCAAAACCAUACGCGGCAUCACCGAAGCGACAGGCGCGACCAUCGACAUUCAGGAUGAUGGCACAGUUGUCAUCGGCUCUCCUGACGGCGCCGCCGCUCAGAAGGCUGUGCAGAUGGUUGACGACCUGACACGCGAGGUCAAGGUCGGCGACAUAUUCACCGGCACGGUAGCCCGCAUAAUGGACUUCGGCGCAUUCGUUAACAUCCUCCCCGGCAAAGAUGGCCUUGUGCACAUCAGCGAGCUCUCGGAAGAGCGCGUCCCGUCCGUAGGCGAGACCGUCGAGAUCGGUCAGGAACUCACAGUAGCGGUUAUCCAGAUCGACGACCUCGGACGAGUCAACCUAUCGCGCCGCGCACUCCUCACUGACGAAGAGAUCGACCCUGCAGGCAGAGAACCGGUAGGCGGCGGACGUCCGCAGCGCACCGGCGGAUACAGGCGAGACGGUGGUGGCAGAGGACGCAACGAUCGCGGCGGCAGAGACCGCGGCGGACGCGACGGUGGUGGCAGAGACCGCGAAAGAGGCGGCUACCGCAGAUAG
Molecule: messenger RNA, 2247 nt
Organism: Geodia barretti
Lineage: Eukaryota; Metazoa; Porifera; Demospongiae; Tetractinellida; Geodiidae
Source: the annotation of a GenBank genome assembly